Molecule: messenger RNA, 1981 nt
Organism: Musa acuminata AAA Group (dessert banana)
Lineage: Eukaryota; Viridiplantae; Streptophyta; Magnoliopsida; Zingiberales; Musaceae
Product: protein SPA1-RELATED 2-like
Exons: 2
Coding region: 398-1966 (522 amino acids)
Biological process (GO): photomorphogenesis
Source: RefSeq, a predicted model, not a curated record
ACUCCUCCCAUUCCUACCCACAAAAGCCUUUCGUCGGAAGCCAGGGAGAGCCGCAGAUCCCGUUCCAAGUGGCUUCUCGACAAUGAUGCCUACCUCUGCUUCUUUCCGCUUUCGGAAGUUUUAGGGUUCUCCCAUCGGCCACUUGCUCCGCUCUGAUUCCUUCCUUUCCCUCGGUUCUCACGACCAACCACUUGCCCAUCUCCUGCUACCCGGUCCUCUCCGUGGAUUUCCGCCCUCGAUCGACUCGUAGCCGGCGCGCCGCACCUGCUUUCUCUUUGGGAUUUCAGUGGAGCUCUGAGUUUUUGAUACAGAUGUGGAUCUUUUGGCGGUAGUUAUCAGAUUGAUCGGUUCACAAAAUUUGCCUCGUCCCUGAUGUUGAGGAACGCUUUCGCUAGUCAUGGAAGGGCCAGCUGAAGUAAAUGAGACAUUUGAGAGCUCGGUCGAUGCUCCUCAUAUUAAAAAAACAGAGAAUGAUCAACCACCGGAGCAGCCAAGCCCCGACAAUGCCGCAGAAACACACGCCCCACUUGUCUCACAGGAUGCAGAAUGGGCCGAGCACUUCACCUGGCUGCAGACACCAGAGAUGUUUCUUGAACGUAUGGCUGGAGGGAGCUUAAAUUGCGAUCCACAUGCACAUUCUGGGCCUGAACCACAUAGCUCAGACGCUCACUCUUUGAGCAACCAAGGAGAAAUGGUGGAAGAGCUGACUCUGAAUAACUAUAAGAAUCCUAAUUUGUCUCUGGGCAGUAGCACAAGUAGUGGGGAGAAAACAUCAGUCCGGAUGGGCCUAUGGCAGAAUUUCACAAGACAUGCAGGAAAAUCGAGGGACACAGCAACCAGGAAGUCCUUGUCAAUGGGUCAUAAUGAUGAUGUGGAUAACAGGUUUCUGCCUCCGUCGGGCACACAGAGGCCUAGUCUAGCCACACAGUCAGAGCCAAAAGAUUCUAGGUUCCCUGAGCAUGUGUCUAAGAUUGACAAGCAUAUCAUCCCAAGUACUACUACAACAAAAUCUCCUGCUGCAAUCCGGACUAAGGUUCUCUCCGCAUCUGGAUUUCAACAAUAUUUGGUCAAGACUACAUUGAAGGGUAAGGGAGUUGUAUAUAACCAUCAAGAAAAUCGUGAUGAGCCUGGUGUUGUGAUCUCUCGUCAAAAUAUUGAAAAGCCUAAUGCCAAUCUGAACGUGACUUUUAAAUCUUCACAUAGUCCUAGUUGUAAAGUGGAUUCUAUAUCUUUCAAACAUUUAGGAACUUCAAAUCCCUAUAGCGAAGGAAUUACCUUGAGGGAAUGGCUUAAACCUAAGCGCCACAAGAUAAAUAAGGCUGAGCGCAUGCAUAUAUUUGAGCAGAUCCUGGAUUUUGUUGACAUCUGUCACUCCCAACUUCUUGUUUUGCAGUAUUUACGACCAUCAUACUUUAUCAAAUAUCCCUCCAAUCAGGUUAAGUACAUUGGGUCCUUUGUUCCUCAGAGCCAGAUGGAGUUACCAGAUUUAGUAAUGCAAGAUAUUCACCAUCUGGAUCAUCAGUCAAAAAGAAAGAGGUGUACAGACCAGGACAAGGAGACUCAUGAAGUUUCGGUGCUGAAGCUUCAGAAAUUUCGUGAUCAUAAUAGUGACAGUAAUGAGCAUCACACAUAUCCUUUUACGGGUGGUUCUGUAGGAGAUGAUCAAGGUGAAGAAAAGGAAGCUGAUAGUUUUAGAGCAGGAACUACUGGCAGUGCUUUCAGGGCAGUGAAAUUGGAGAAAUGGCAUAAAGGUCAUAACGUGAAUUGCAGUCCAGGUAUAUCUAGUUCUAUCAGCCAGCAAUCCAUAUCUGAGCUGGUGAAAUUGGAGGAGAAGUGGUAUGCUAGCCCUGAGGAGAUAAAUGAUUAUGUGUGCUCCUCUGCAUCAAAUAUCUACAGUCUUGGGGUUUUUCUUUUUGAGGUGAGAGGAGACUAUGUUAAAAAGUAUUUAGUAAUCAUUUUUAUCUAGUAUGAGACUUUGCUA